UACUGGAAAUGAGUAAACAAACGCAACUAGUAUUGCUCUCCUGCAAUAUGAUGCUGAAUAAUUUUCAAUGGAGAUCUAUUCGAACAGACCAGAUUUAAUAUGUAAACAAAACAAAUCAGAAUACCAGUGCUUUUUACAAAGCUUGCAAAAUGUUUUAUGACCAAUCCUGUGCAUUGUGUUUACAAAAAUCCGGUGCGUGUGAUAAUCAAGUAAAUUUCGAUUCUGAUGAUGAGCAAUCGGUAAAUGUGCGAGAGGUAAUUGAAAAACACUUCAAGGAAGAGCUCAGUAUGUUGCCCUUUUUAUCCAACAAAGUAGUUUGCAUUGAAUGCUGGGAAUCGCUUCAUCCUUUUCAUGAAUUUUACGUACGUGUGCAGAAGGCGCAUUUGGCGGCGAGCAGUAAGCUUAAGACUUUGCAAGAAUUAGAGAUUGUGGUUACUGAAAGUAAAUCAGAGACAGAUGCGCUUGAAAAUCUGGAGAAACAUCUGGGGAGUGAGCCACUUUCUUUGCGGGAAUGUGCUGUUGACACUGAAAAUUUGAUUUCUCCAUGUAGCGCUAUAAGUGAAGACAGCCAACAACUCAGUGUAAAUUUAGAAAUGCAAAGCAUAAGGAGCGAAACUAUGCAAGAUGGCACAAUAGAAUCAAACUAUGUACCGCAGUUGUCUGAAGAUGAAGAAAAUAACUCAGGGAGAGAAGAGGAUGACAUCGGAUGUCGAAUUCCUCCAAAAAGAAAACGGCUGGCUAAAAGGACUAAAAAAAUAAGACUGACAGAACAAGAAAAUGACCUUAAGAAAAGGAAUACGCAGCGAAAUAAAACAGCAGAAAGUGAUGAAUUUAUAGCGCAGAAUUUUAAAUUAAAAUGCUGUAUCUGUUGCAAAUCUCUUACAGAUUUCAGAGAAUUAAAAAGUCACUUCCGCGAAGAGCACCAAACUAAUGGGUAUGUUAAGUGCUGUGGCAAGAAAUUACUUAACCGCGGUGUACUAGUUGACCAUAUUCAAGUUCACAUCAAUCCAGAAUACUUCAAAUGUAAACACUGCGAGAAGGUACUAUGCGAUCGAAGCGGUCUCGAGGCACAUGAGCAAUUUUUCCAUGGUUCUAAGGAACGCAUUUAUCAGUGCGACAUUUGCCGUAAAAGCUUUUUCAGCCGUAAAAUUUUAAAUCGACAUCAUUUAAUACAUGCCCCAAAAGAACAAAAAAAUAUUAAAUGUCCGCAAUGUGAUAAAAGAUUCUGCAAUCAAUACAUGAUGAAACAACACCUUGCGCUUGUUCAUCUAAAUUUGUAUGCUAAGAUAUGCGACAUUUGCGGCAAGUCCUUAAAUGGGAAACAAGCUUUUCGAUGGCAUCAGGAGGAACAUGCUGGCGUAUCAAGGUCCUUAAUAAAGUGCACAUUAUGCAAUACAGAGCUGAAAACAAAAUAUGGCUUAGCGCGGCACAUGAAAACAAUGCACACCGAAGAAUACCAAACGCCUCAAGCCUGCCCAAUUUGCUUUAAAGUGUCUCCAACCUUACGGGCCCACAAAAGCCACAUUGAAUAUAUGCAUAGCGCAGAGAAAAAACAUGUAUGCAAACUUUGUGAUAAAGCUUUCAAAUUGCCAAAAUGCUUGCGAGAACACAUGGCAACACACACUGGAGAAGUUUUGUAUACCUGUACAUUUUGUCCGCAAACGUUCAACUCUAAAUCGAAUAUGUACUCUCAUCGCAAACGCAAGCAUCCAAAGGAAUGGUCAGAAAAGUGUGCAAAGAAAACCCUCCUUGUAGAGUAAGACCACAAAUAAUAGUAAUAGGGGACUACCAAUGUCUUUGCAAUAAGCUUUUCCGAACGUUGAAGACUAUUUAAACGGCGCCUUGGUGUUGUAACACAAAGGGGAGGGACCUAGACCGAACGGCGAUUGUAUUUUUAGAAGCAGUUUUCGAAUACACCCGGAGAUUCGCCAUUGCCUGCCGAGGGGCGACCGCUUCUAGAAAAAAAACUUUUACUAUUAUAAUUGUUUUGUUUUUUUUUUUUUUGCAAUGGCUUGAACCAUGGCAUUGCGGAAUGGUAGCGCGCACUGCUAACCACUACACCACAGCUUGAGCCAAAAAACAACUUAACGCAUAAAAACGCGAUUGUGCUGACUUGGGCAUACCAUGCUUAUAUAAAGUAGAUGAUGCUACGGAAGGACCAAGUUCUGAAUGGCCUCUGAUUUUCGUACAAAGAACUGGCGAAAGUUCGCAAAGGAGAGAAGAAAUAAGAAGAUAAAUUCAGCGAUACAUACAUAUACAUAAGUAUCUUUGUAAUUUCAGAAAAUCAAGAACCAAUGCUAAAUAAAAUUUGUUUAUAAACAAAUUUCAAAAUUUUUAAUUUAUUAAAUUAUUAUUUAUUAAUGAUGUUUACUAUAUUUUAAUUUGCUUAUUUGCUGGUUCACAUUCCACGUAUAUAUUUGAACAUGUUCCUCCAUAAAAAGUGCCUAGGUCAAGUAACUCGAAAAUUUUGUACAGCAGGCACAAGCGGAGGAAUCUUGAAACGUACCUGAACGCAGUUCUACGUACGACUAUAACCUGCCAUCUCAGGUCAUCCGAGCAUCACCUCAACGACGAAAGCUAGAUGUUCAUAGUAAAAGAAAUAAAAAACAUCUUCAUAUCUUAUAACUCUCAGAUUUGUUUUUU
This is a messenger RNA of Rhagoletis zephyria (snowberry fruit fly), 2643 nucleotides long. Its product is annotated as transcription factor grauzone-like. Gene Ontology annotation, biological process: regulation of transcription by RNA polymerase II. The record is from RefSeq and is a predicted model, not a curated record. Gene Ontology annotation, cellular component: nucleus; nucleoplasm. NCBI's taxonomy places the organism in Eukaryota, Metazoa, Arthropoda, Insecta, Diptera, Tephritidae. Gene Ontology annotation, molecular function: zinc ion binding; DNA-binding transcription repressor activity, RNA polymerase II-specific; RNA polymerase II cis-regulatory region sequence-specific DNA binding.